AUGUUGGGCGACAAACAUGCCUUGCAUGUUAAGCAUUUACAAGAACCACAUUUGACGCAUUCCGAGCUGGCACUUUGGGCUAAGGAGACGUUCAAUCUGUGCUCUACGCCAUCGAAUCAGAACGUCGGACGCGCCAUCGCGCGACACAAGAUACAAAGCCAGCGUGCCGACAUCAAAGCACGCUCCAUUGACCUCGACGUUGCUCUGCCUGCCGUUGAGUCCAGGCUCGUGGAAUGGGUGCUACGGUGCGAAGAGCUUGGAGUCUGUCUCACUGGCGAGCUCAUUCGCAAGCAUGCCACCCGAAAGCAUGGACUCACCAGCAAGAUCCAGCACGGCGAGGCCGGCUCGACGUCCCUUGAAGCCGUCGCAGAAGGCCGCCGCGACAUCCAGGCAGCUACAAGUGGUUUCAGUGCCAUGGACGUGUACAACAUGGACGAAACUUCCUUCUUCUAA
Messenger RNA from Aphanomyces invadans, 453 nucleotides. RefSeq lists its product as hypothetical. NCBI's taxonomy places the organism in Eukaryota, Oomycota, Saprolegniomycetes, Saprolegniales, Verrucalvaceae. The transcript has 2 exons. Bases 1 to 453 code for a protein of 150 amino acids. The record is from RefSeq and is a predicted model, not a curated record.